AUGCCGCUUGGACCUUUUGUUCUGCCCUUUAGGGGCGAUCAAUAUAGUUUCGCUAUUAACUUCAACUCGAGCCCAGAGGAGAAGCUUAACUUCGACUUGGCAUGCGUGGCCUUCGACGUCAAGGGAAACGUACAUGAUACGCUCCAUGUCCGGAAGCCCACGGCCCUUGAUGGCGCUCUGGUAAAGGGCUUUGAGAAGCAAGCGUUGCCGGAGGAAACGGUCCCGGUGGAGGGUGACGAUGUCAUCUACAUGUUUCCAAAGAUGUUUGAGCGCCAGGUGGAAGUGCUUGUGUUCGUGGCCAGCGCGCCGGAGAUUCCCGGCAAGAAGCACGACCUCAGCAGCAGCAGCAAACUGGAAUUCGCGGUCUCCUACACAGACGUGUCGGGUCAGGCCUUCAACCAGUCUUUCGACAUCAAGUCCCUGACCCUCCCGGCUGGGGCCCCCGAGGGGCAGGUGUCCUCCAUCAUUGUGGCGGUCAUGUACCUGCAGGCCGAGGGUGGCUGGACUCUGCGAGAUGUGGGUACGUGCCUGCCGUACGACUCCCCGGGCUUGGUCAUCCCGGAAAUGAAGCGCGCCAUUCUGGACUUGCGUGACAAGUUCGGCGUAGCUCUGGAUGCGGCGGAUAACAUGGUGCUUGAUGAAAAUGAGCGGGUCCCCAUCACGCGGCAGUGGCAGGACCAGGCGCUGACGGACGCCUCCGCGGGCCGACAGGACCCCACCGCUGCCGUACCCGUCACCAAGCUCCGACUGGACCUCAGCUGGACGUUCUGGCCGCCCCCCCCGCCGGCGGAGGAGGGGGAGGACCCGCCGGAGGAGCCCGUGCCCGAGUUCAACCUCAUCAUGUACAACAAGGACGGGGAGGAGGUUCAGAGCAUCAGCUCGUCCUCGCGGGAGGCCACGGGCGCCCGGGCGGGGCGGCCUGAGCCCGAGGAGGAGGAGGAAGAGGAGGAGAAGCAGGAGACGGAAAAAGAGAUUCGGUCCAUGGUGCUGUUGGUGACCAAUUACGACGAGGAGCAGGGCUUCUCCCGCAUCCGUACUGUACGGGUGAGGGUGGUGGACGUCACGCGGGGGGAGGCGCCCGUACCCGGCAGCAAGGCCGCCGCCGCCGCCGCCGCCGCAGUGGCUGCAGGGGAGGCCCCCGCCCCCAACCCGGAGAUGCUGUUGGCGGACUUCAGUGUGCUGUCCAAGUACGAGGCGGAUAAGGGGGUGACGCAGGUGGCGCUCAUGAAGCUCUACAAGGAGUACGGCGACUCCGCCUACAACGUGUUCAAGGAGGCCAAGGUGGACAACGCGGGGGCCUUCGUCUCCCAGGACCCCGAGGCCGUCCUCACACAGCUCAAGAGCUACCUGGAGACAGCCAAGGCGCAGAAGGCGAAGGAGGCCGCUGCGUUGGCGGCAGCGGAGGAAGAGGGCGAGGAGGUGACGACGGAUCUUCGGCCGCACACGUGGCGUUUCCGUACACUGGGCCUGACGUACGGCGGUGAUAGUUUGGAGGCUGUGGAACAUGACAUCAAGAAUUUGAUUGCCUUUGAUGGCACGCUGGCCCCCGGCGAGGCCCGGACAUGCGCCACGAGUCGGGCCGCCUUCGCCAACGGCGACACCUACUUUGGCUCGUACCAAGAUGACGUCAAACACGGCCCGGGGGUCUACACCUUCGCCUCGGGCGCCGCGUACGCCGGGGAGUACCAGGGCGGCAAGCGCCACGGCCGCGGCGUCAUGGUCUUCCCCGACGGGGGCGCCUAUGUGGGGGAGUUCGCGGCCGAUAAAUUUGAGGGGCAGGGCCAGUACCGCUACCCCGACGGCUCCGUCUACACCGGGGCCUGGGAGGCCGGGAAGAAGCACGGCCCCGGUGUGUAUUGGGACACGGCACGUGGGUGCCUGCACGGCGUGUGGAAGAAAGGGCUGUUGGUGGGGGAGGCAACGUACGACCAACCGGCGCUGCGCUUUCGGGGCGAGUUCGUCCGUGGUGUGCCGGCGGGCGGCGCGACGUAUACGUUGACAGGUCAUCGUACACUGGACAUGCCGUGUUUUGCGGCGGCAGAUAUUCAGAGCAUGCAGGGCCCUACAUUGGCGCUGAACUGCGCGUACGGCAUUCCACCAGGCAGUGGGGACGAGCCGCAGCUGGAUGAGGACGGUCAGCCGAUCGAGGACCCGGACAAGCCCCCCCUGCCCUCCCACCCCAAGUACGAGGGCCUCACCUACACGGCCGAGGAGCUGCCGCAGCUGGUGGGCGACACGGUGUUCCCGCCGGAGGAGGGCAAGCCAGUGCCCCUGCCCGCUGUUCCCGCGUUCAGCGUGGCCACCGGGCUCGUGACCUGA
Molecule: messenger RNA, 2319 nt
Organism: Volvox carteri f. nagariensis
Lineage: Eukaryota; Viridiplantae; Chlorophyta; Chlorophyceae; Chlamydomonadales; Volvocaceae
Exons: 11
Coding region: 1-2319 (772 amino acids)
Source: RefSeq, a predicted model, not a curated record